CAAAGCUCCAGAGCACUGCAGAGCACCAUGAGUCUUGAUGCGCCAUGGCGACCUGCCUUGGCGUCAGCGCGGCUGACGAGGCCCGCAUCGACACUACUGAAGCCAAGAAGUGCUUGUGAUCCAUCAGACCGAAGGAUUGGACGUUCGAACUUCCUGCAACUACUUGGGGCUACCGGUGCUGCCUUAUUUGCCGGGAGUCGACGCUGCCGAGCUGAAGAUGAUCUGAAGAUGCAGCUGAAUAAAGACUUCUCGUGUGGUGGUCUGGAUCUCGAGAAUCCUCGAUUCUUGGGCGGAGGAGUUCAGGGCGAAGUCUACCAAGCAGAUCUGCCGGGCAAGGGUUUGGUCGCUGUGAAGAUCAGCCGGCGCAACGAUGACUACGCCAAGGGAACAUUUGCUCGAGAGCAGCAGGUGGUGAAGCUGUUGAGCGACGCACAGGUGCCCGGUGUUGAGAGAUGCAUCGCCGCGGGCCCGGUGGUCACACCAGUGGGUCAGCGACAAGGCUUGGUGAUGCAGCCUUGCUUGCCCGCGGGCAAAGUCAUUUCGGUGAAGUCGGGCCGUGGAACACCGCUCUUUUUGGAAGAGGCAGAAGGGGGCAGAUGGAAAGGUUGA
Cladocopium goreaui is the source of this 609-nucleotide messenger RNA. The record is from the annotation of a GenBank genome assembly. Lineage: Eukaryota; Dinophyceae; Suessiales; Symbiodiniaceae.